CAGCUGACGCGGCCCAACUGCGCCGUCAUCCCGGCUAUAAGCGCGCGACCUCCCGGGCUCUCCGCUUCGACCGGGCCGCCGCCGCCAUGCAGACGCCCAGCCUGCUGCCGCUGCUGCUCGCCUUCGGCCUGCUGGCCGCACCCGCCGCCGCGGUCAUCAGGAUCCCACUGCACAAGUUCACGUCCAUCCGCCGGACCAUGUCGGAGGCGAUGGGCCCCGUGGAACACCUGAUUGCCAAGGGCCCCAUCUCGAAAUACGCCACCAGGGAGCCAGCUGCGAGGCAGGAGCCAGUUCCCGAGCUGCUCAGGAAUUACAUGGAUGCCCAGUACUACGGGGAGAUCGGCAUCGGGACGCCUCCGCAGUGCUUCACGGUGGUCUUCGACACCGGCUCUGCCAACCUGUGGGUCCCGUCCAUCCACUGCAAGCUGCUGGACAUCGCCUGCUGGACCCACCACAAAUACAACAGCGGCAAGUCUAGCACGUACGUGAAGAACGGCACAACCUUCAGCAUCCACUACGGCUCAGGCAGCCUCUCAGGGUACCUGAGCCAGGACACUGUAUCGGUCCCCUGUAACCCGUCCUCGUCCAGCCCGGGCAGUGUCACGGUGCAGAGGCAGACCUUCGGGGAGGCCAUCAAGCAGCCGGGCGUGGUCUUCAUCGCGGCCAAGUUCGACGGCAUCCUGGGCAUGGCCUACCCCCGCAUCUCCGUCAACAACGUGCUGCCUGUCUUCGACAAUCUGAUGCAGCAGAAGCUGGUGGAGAAGAACAUCUUCUCCUUCUUCCUGAACAGGGACCCGAAAGCCCAGCCCGGGGGCGAGCUGAUGCUGGGCGGGAUCGACUCCAAGUACUACAGAGGCAGCCUGACGUACCACAACGUCACCCGCAAGGCCUACUGGCAGAUCCACAUGGACCAGCUGGAUGUGGGCAGCAGUCUGACCGUGUGCAAGGGCGGCUGUGAGGCUAUUGUGGACACGGGCACGUCCCUGAUCGUGGGCCCUGUGGAGGAGGUGCGGGAGCUGCAGAAGGCCAUCGGGGCCGUGCCGCUGAUGCAGGGCGAGUACAUGAUCCCCUGCGAGAAGGUGUCCAGCCUGCCUCAGGUCACCGUGAAACUGGGGGGUAAGGACUACACGCUGUCCCCGGAGGACUACACGCUCAAGGUGUCACAGGCCGGGACGACCGUGUGCCUGAGCGGCUUCAUGGGCAUGGACAUCCCCCCGCCCGGCGGGCCGCUCUGGAUCCUGGGAGACGUCUUCAUCGGGCGAUACUACACCGUGUUCGACCGGGACCAGAACCGCGUGGGCCUGGCUGAGGCCGCCCGGCUGUAGCUGGUCCCCGCCUGCUGGUAGAGUCCGGAGGAGGAGGGCCACCACACUCACACUCACGUGCACACUGCACUCACGCACCACAGCCCGGUUCUCCCGAGGCCCAUCGGGCUGCAGUUCCGCUCUGUGGCUUCCCCUCCCUGGUGUCUGAAACGUUGCUUGCUCUGUCUGUCUGUCUGUCUGUCUGUCUGUCUGUCUGUCUGUCGGGGAGGCGGCCCCGGUGCAGAGUCCCCUCUCUGACUUGGAAGACACAGCCUGUUAGGUGGCUGUGUGUCCCGGGACCCCCUCCCCGCAUGGUUCCCUCCGGCCGGCUGCCCUCCCGGUCGCUCCGCCCGCCUGUUCGUCCUGGACACCGUGAGGGAGGGGCCUGCUGAGGCCUGAGGACGAGCCGGCAAGGGUAGCAGGGGCCAGAAGCCAGUCUUGCGGGGCCGUGCCGGGGCUCGCCUCGUCGCGGAGGGCGUCCAGGGCAUUCUCUGGCCCCAGGUGGGGUGGCAUCGGAGGGGAGGGCACUGGGGCCGGCCUUCUCUGUGGCUGCCCCUUUCUUGAGUGGCUGGGAGCCAAAGUUGGCACAAAAAUAAAAUUGUUCAGGCCUCUG
Messenger RNA from Dama dama (fallow deer), 1917 nucleotides. It is a transcript of the gene CTSD, whose product is annotated as cathepsin D. Gene Ontology annotation, cellular component: lysosome. The transcript has 9 exons. Gene Ontology annotation, molecular function: aspartic-type endopeptidase activity. The record is from RefSeq and is a predicted model, not a curated record. NCBI's taxonomy places the organism in Eukaryota, Metazoa, Chordata, Mammalia, Artiodactyla, Cervidae. Gene Ontology annotation, biological process: proteolysis. The coding region runs from base 87 to 1325 and encodes 412 amino acids.